Messenger RNA from Piliocolobus tephrosceles (Ugandan red Colobus), 1123 nucleotides. It is a transcript of the gene PSMB5, whose product is annotated as proteasome 20S subunit beta 5. The coding region runs from base 76 to 891 and encodes 271 amino acids. The record is from RefSeq and is a predicted model, not a curated record. NCBI's taxonomy places the organism in Eukaryota, Metazoa, Chordata, Mammalia, Primates, Cercopithecidae. Gene Ontology annotation, cellular component: cytoplasm; proteasome core complex. The transcript has 4 exons. Gene Ontology annotation, molecular function: threonine-type endopeptidase activity.
ACUUCCCUCACGCAACAUGGACGUUUUCAGACACUUCCUGUGAAUUUGAGGUUACUCUGAUCUAGGACUACUUGCAUGACCAAAGCCAAGAUGGCAGACAUGGCGCUUGCCAGCGUGUUGGAGAGACCGCUACCGGUGAACCAGCGCGGGUUUUUCGGACUCGGGGGUCGUGCAGAUCUGCUGGAUCUAGGUCCAGGGAGUCCCAGUGAUGGGCUGAGCCUGGUCGCGCCCGGCUGGGGUGUCCCAGAAGAGCCAGGAAUCGAAAUGCUUCAUGGAACAACCACCCUGGCCUUCAAGUUCCGCCAUGGAGUCGUAGUUGCAGCUGACUCCAGGGCUACAGCGGGUGCUUACAUUGCCUCCCAGACGGUGAAGAAGGUGAUAGAGAUCAACCCAUACCUGCUAGGCACCAUGGCUGGGGGCGCAGCGGAUUGCAGCUUCUGGGAACGGCUGUUGGCGCGGCAAUGUCGAAUCUAUGAGCUUCGAAAUAAGGAACGCAUCUCUGUAGCAGCUGCCUCCAAACUGCUUGCCAACAUGGUGUAUCAGUACAAAGGCAUGGGGCUGUCCAUGGGCACCAUGAUCUGUGGCUGGGAUAAGAGAGGCCCUGGCCUCUACUACGUGGACAGUGAAGGGAACCGGAUCUCAGGGGCCACCUUCUCUGUAGGUUCUGGCUCUGUGUAUGCGUAUGGGGUCAUGGAUCGGGGCUACUCCUAUGACCUGGAAGUGGAGCAGGCCUAUGAUCUGGCCCGUCGAGCCAUCUACCAAGCCACCUACAGAGAUGCCUACUCAGGAGGUGCAGUCAACCUCUACCACGUGCGGGAGGAUGGCUGGAUCCGAGUCUCCAGUGACAAUGUAGCUGAUCUACAUGAGAAGUACAGUGGCUCUACUCCCUGAAAGAGGGUGGAUGCAGCUGCUUGUGUUUCUUGAGGUGACUGUCAUUGGUAAUAAUGGAUACAGUGACCCAUCCCCCAUCCUGUUUAUAGUGGAAGGGCCUUCAAUUGUAUCAGUACUUUAAGUUCUGGCACAUUGACCUCUGUGUUACCAGUCAUUAAUGAGCUGCUGCAGAGGUGACUAUUUGUUUUACUUUCUUGAAUGUUAACAUUACACUACUCACUACUCAACCUCA